CUGAAACGUCGGCGUCUGUCCGCUCUGAGGCUUGUCCCAGGGAGGGCAUGGAGGUCCAACUGAAGGAGGCCCCGCGGGAGUGGAGAGGGCGCUCCAGGAGUUCAGGUCCCGGCUUGAGAAGCUGCUCCUCUCCGAGCACUUCGUGUUCCCCGACAGCCCUGGUGCCCGGGAGCCUCAGAGAGGACUUGGCCCGGCCCGCCCCGGGUUUCGGUCGCGCACCCCUCUCUAGCCGGGAAGUCGAACUCCGCGUUCCGCUCUCGGAAUCCGGGCCUCCAGCUGUUGGAGGGAGGGCGGGCAGGCUCCACCGGGAGGGAAGCGGUUGUGAAACUCGGCCUUAGGGCGUACGUGGGUGCACGGCCAGAGGGGGUGGGAUUGCUGCAGAGGGUUUGGGGAGCGGCAAUGGGAGGUGGCCUUUCCCCAAUCCCCACCCAGCGUCCCUUCCACUAGGGUUCUUUCUCCUCAGCCUCCAGGAAGAAUUGACACAAUGUGAAAAUACGUAAACUGGAAAGAAAACUUUUUCCUCCUGUUAGCUCACGUGUGUGGAGUUGGGGCCUCCUGAGACGUGCAGGCCUUCCCCCCCUCUCCCCCGAAUCUUAUAAACUGUGGAGCAGAGGGGCUGUGUGGCCAGCUGAUCUGUGUUUGUACUGAACAGUGAGCCCCAGGGUGAGGCUCCACCUUGGUUAACCCUUGAUCCUGUGGCCUGUUUAAUUACUCUUUGCUUUAGGUCGUCCCCAAAUGAGAGAUGCAGCUUUAUUUUCUGUCGUUUGUAAUAGUUUUCAGACCACGGAGCCUUUUCUCUUAGAUGCUUACAUCCCGAGUCUGCCUCUCAUUGUGAAUCACCCCUGUGUGACCCCAUUAUUGGAGACCAUUGCGCUCUCCUGGAUUCCUGCUUCUGUGUCCUUCUCUCAGAGUUAGUAUUGUAGUUAUGUUUAACCUCAAUGGCCUAUGUGACAAGUUAAACUAAUUUCCUGUUUGGGACAUUGAGGAGAUUGUUGCUGUCCUUUUCAUCAUUAGAAACCAGGGAACGUGGAGAAGAGCCAAAUCAACUCUAUCCCUGUUCAAAUUAUGGGAACCAAGGAACAAGUGGGUCAAGUGACCUGCCCAAGGUUACCUGGUUUCCCAGGCCAUCAUGCUUUUUGCUACACCAACAUCAUACUUUUAGUGUUUUCUUUUUCAGGAUGAAUAACCCGCAUCCCUUCCUCCUAGGUCUUAUUCUGUAAGUUCUUGAAUUACUUAGUGUAUCUUCUCUGACUUCUUUUCAUUUCUUGUGAAAUUAUGGAGCCUUAUACAUGAUGCAAGAGUCUAGCAGAGGGCUCAUAAUGAAAUUCAGUUUGGUCUCCAUUAUCUGUGGUGUAUUCUAUCCUUUGGGUUUUUUAGGCAGUGCUUUUUAACAUACUAAGCAAGAUAAAGAUAGAAGGGAAAGCCUGUCAACAUUCCUUCAACUUGCAUACUUUUUUAAAUCUAAGUAUGACUUCUCCAUUAUUGCUCACAAAGAGAAGUUGACUAUCCGGUGUUCUGCUGUUUAAGGGAUAUUUUUGCCAGAGAUGGAGGACUAGCUACAGAGGUAAUACCAUGGAAUCAGAGUGUUAGGGAUCUCACAGCUUCUAGGCAGUCCUUCAGAGGAAGAAAUUGAGACCCAUAGGGAUUGGUGGGAUCUGCUUAUAGCCUGCUGAGGGUUUUAUACACCCAAAAUGCUCACUCAUCUUGCACCACAGUGCAGAUGUCUUUGUACUUGGUAGUGUGGAUCAGAUGUGUCACUUGGCUAAAAGAGUGUAAAAAUUCUAGCAAAUCAAAACUAAUUUUGAUUUCUGUGCCUUGCAGGCAAAUGUCAUUAAUAACAGAACCUCAGGAACUUGGGUCAGGGUUAAAAAGACUAUUGUUCUAUUUUAGAAAAGGAAGGUGUGGCAGAUUGUUUUGUCCCAAAAUAGUCACCCCAUCAAUAUCCCAUUCCACUUGUUGUUACAGUUGGACUUUGUUCUCACCCACCAGUGGUGGGAUCUGUGGUUUUUUCCCUUUGAGUAUGGGGAGGCAGUCAUGAUUCUUCUGACCUAUGAGUAGGCAGAAGUGAUCCAAGACUAGAUCAUGAAAAGGAUAUAGUCUCACCUGGUUUACUCUCUUUCUUGGAACACUCAUCUUUGGAACCCAGCCAUCAAGUUCAGAGGAAACCCAGGCCACGUGAAGAGGCCACGUGGAGGUGUUGCAGCCAGCACUUCAGUUAACCAUGCUAACAUCAACCUGCAGACAUGUGACAGAAUAAGCCUUUAAGCCAGGCCCCAGCUUUUUGAGUCUUCCAGCUGAGGUCCUAGACAUCAUGGAGUAGAGACAGGUCAUCUCCUCUGUGCUUCACUGUCCAAAUUCCUGACCUGUUGGAACUAUGAGAGAGAAUAAAUGAUUGCUAUUGAUUUAAGCCAUUAAAUGUUUUUAUUCAACAAUAGCUUCUAAUAAGGAAAGGAAUAUGAGUUGAGGCAGGCCUCAACUUGGACUUGGGGCGUGAGCACAGAGGACAGGAAGAACACUGGGCUGUGCUUAUCAAAGCUACUUAGAUUCUCUUUUACUCAUUAUUUCAGAUACUUUUUGCUGUAUCUCAAAUCACAUCAAAAUAUUAAAGCUUAAAACAACAGAAUCAUUUUAUUACUAUCUUAGCUAUGUGGUUCUUGGUCAUAGUCUUUUAUGCAGUUGAAGUCAGAUGUGGCCAGGGCUGGGAUCAAACCUUUCAGAUGCUUGCUGUCUACUAGAACCUUAGUUUGGGUUGUGAGCUGGAAUACCUAUAGGUGUCCUGUCCAUGUGGCUUGGGCUUCCUCUAAUCAUUAUGGCUGCAUUCAAACAGGCAUCUCAGGAGCAACAGGUGGAAACUAUUGCCUUUCAUGGACUAGUUUUGCAAAUCCUGUAUGGUUACUUUCUCCAUAGUCACAGAUCAAAGAGAGGGAACAUAGACCCCAUCUCCCCCACCUCUAGUGGGAGGAAUGGCAUUACAUCUUUGUAAGAAAAGCAUGUGGGAUGGGUUAUGUGGUGAUCAUCUUUGGAAAAUGGAAUCCUUCAGUCUUGUGCUGCUGGUUUGGUCUUCUUUCUCCCUGAUCUAGCUAAUAAUGCAAGCAGUCCCCCAUCUAGCCACUUGAACCUCAUACAUGUGCCAAGAGUUGUAAUAGGCUUAGAGGUCACAGAGACUUUUUCCUAAGGAGUAAGGUGAGAGGCAUGUAAGCACAACCACAGAUUUUGUUACAGUGUGGAGGGGAGAAACAGGAGGUGUGGAGAGAGUGUGGUGUGAGUGUAGUCGUGGGAAGGCCUGGCUGGCUCUGCCUGGGAUGUUAUGGAUGUGUUGAGUGCUUGCACUGGGGCCAUAGGUAAUGUCUCAAGAUGAAGAACAGCUGGAGCAAAGACUGCAGCGCAUACAAGUGUACUCUUUGGGGGAAGUAAGUAGCUUGCUGAAGCCAGAGUGUGGGGUUCAUAGGGUUAGGGAUUGGAGGUGAGGUUGAAAAAAGGAUGUUUGAGAUAAUUUUCUGUGAAGGCCUUGCAUGUCAUAAUGAAUUUGAGUUUUCUGUGGGCAGUGGUAGCUUCUGAUGGUUUUUAAGGCAGGUUAGUGUUGUGACGAGGUGUGCACUUUAAGAAGGAUGCUCUGUUGCUUUUGGGAAGGUUGCUUAGAGGGAAGUGAGAUUAGCGAUGGGUAAACUAGCUGAGAAACUAUAUCAAGAGUUCAGGCUUAAAACAGUAUUUCAUAAGGAAAGAGGGUUCAAUUUAAAGGUUUGUGGGCUUGAAAUGGAACUAUGGCAGUGAAUGAGUAGCUGUCUCUUACAUUUUCAUAAUUCUAAAAUGGGCUGGAUAUGUUUCAGAAUUCAGGAUUUUUUUGGAUUUUAAAAAGAUGAUCUAGUACGUUUAUGAUGUAGUAUAAAAUGUGGAACAGCACACCAUAAUCCAACAUUUUGGUUUCUGUGGCAAAAUGUAUAAAUAGUCUCACUAAAUGAGAUAAAUAAAUGCUAUAAAUAGUCUUACAUUAGAUCACAUCAGAUUUCACCAAAGGUUUUACUGCCAAAUGAGUGUAGAAAACUCAAUUUUUUGGUGCUUUUUGGGCUUGGGAAUGGCAGUUAAGGAAUUGUGGGUGAGUGACAUCCACACAAUAGUCACUUUUUAGGUCAUCGGCAAAUCUCUUGAUGGUCCAAGAUCCUAGCACAGCUGCUUGGCUGCAGUAGGGGAGCUGGUCCCAUCCUGAAUAGCUUGUAGCUGAGGGAACUUUAUAGAUCUUGAGCAAGAGAUUGCACUGAUGUCAGUGUUUGUGAAGGGGAGAUAGACUUCAUAUUGUCUGAUACCUUCCCUGGCAGAGACAUGAGUCAGAGUACACCAAGUGAAGGAGAGAGGGAAGAUCAGACCAGUCAUACAGGUACGUGCAAAGGCCCUGAGGCAGGCUUAUGUGUUUGUAGCCCAGAAGGAUGUAGUAGAGUGGAGCAAAGAGAGCCAGCCAGCUAGAGAGGGAACAGAGGAAUAAGUGGUUAGCAUUUAUAUCACAACUGGGCACUGUUCUAAAUACUUGACGCAGAUUAUCUCACCCAAUCCUUACGGCAACCCAGUGAUUGAUUCCUAUCUUAUUAUUAUUAUUAUUUCCAUAUUAGAGGUGAGAAGAUUGAGUUUUAGAGAUGUGAAAAAACAUGGGGUGGUACCACACAUUGCCCUGAGCUGUUUGGCUUGCCCUUGUUACUCCUGAUGGUAGGACUGAGAGCGGCACUUUCUGGAUGAGUGUGUGGGCUUGCUGGCUACAGGCUGGGCUGGCCCUUGGUGCUUUAUCACUCCUCAGUCACAGCCAGCUCCUGGGGAGUGCAUGUGCUUGUGUAUGCACACACCAUUCAUUAACUUCCAUAUAGAGCAGAGGAUCCUGUCCUGGAGAUAUGUGGAGAAGCAGUAGGAAACUGCUCUGGGACUCUGGGUAAGUUUGUGUAGAGAAGCAGUGGAGCCUGGGAAUAGGGGUAUUGUGUUCUCUUAUGGAAAGAGGAACAAGUUCUGUUUUACAAUUUAGAAAAAAUGGUCAUAGUCUGGCAAACUAAGGCCUGAGGGCUAAAGUAGAGGCCUGGACUGGACUGGAACAGCGGUUUCCUGUGGGCUAUCCAGCCACUCUUAAUGUUUACAGAUUUGCUAAGAAUCCAGUCCUCUGAGGGACUGAGAAAAUUGCUUUGAUCUGCAUGGCUUAGAAGGUUAGGUGAGCAGAGGCCUCUGGAAGUGGAUGUGGGCCACCUAAUUCCCAAUGUCUGGAGAUGAGUGAAGGCUUUUACUUGUCAUCUGCAGGGUUGUGAGGAUGGUGUCCCUUGGGGUUUUACACCAGUCUGAGAGCUUGCUGGUCUGAGGUGGCUCAUGGAUAAGUCAGAGAUGGUUCUGCUCCUCCAGCCUUGAGGUGCAUGGCUGCUUCCUAAUCCUGAGGUCCAGAGAAAGCAUCCCUAGAGCUGUGGAAGUGAACUAGGCAAGCCAAGGGCAGCCUUGAGCCCCACCCUUGCCUGCCACCCCCUCGGGGGCCAGGAUGCUGAAGAAGCAGUCUGCAGGGCUUGUGCUGUGGGGCGCCAUCCUCUUUGUGGCCUGGAAUGCCCUGCUGCUUCUUUUCUUCUGGACACGCCCAGCGCCUGGCCGGCUGCCCUCUGACAGUUCUCUGGAUGAUGAUCCUGCCAGCCUCACCCGCGAGGUGAUCCGCCUGGCCGAGGACGCGCAGGUGGAGUUGGAAAGGCAGAGGGGGCUGCUGCAGCAGAUCAGGGAGCAUCAUGCUCGGUGGAGCCAGAGGUGGAGGGUGCCCACUGCUGCCCCACCCAUUCCACCGCGUGUGCCUGUGUCCUCACCACCAGCCGUGAUCCCCAUCUUGGUCAUUGCCUGUGACCGCAGCACUGUCCGGCGCUGCCUGGACAAGCUGCUGCACUACCGGCCCUCGGCUGAGCACUUCCCCAUAAUCGUCAGCCAGGACUGCGGGCACGAGGAGACAGCCCAGGUCAUCGCCUCCUAUGGCAGUGCUGUCACGCAUAUCCGGCAGCCAGACCUGAGCAACAUUGCGGUGCCCCCCGACCACCGCAAGUUCCAGGGCUACUAUAAGAUUGCACGGCACUACCGCUGGGCACUGGGCCAGGUCUUCCAUAGGUUCAAGUUCUCAGCAGCUGUGGUGGUGGAGGAUGACCUGGAGGUGGCGCCAGACUUCUUCGAGUACUUCCAGGCCACCUACCCGCUGCUGAAGGCUGACCCCUCCCUUUGGUGUGUGUCUGCCUGGAAUGACAAUGGCAAGGAGCAGAUGGUGGACUCGAGCAAGCCAGAGCUGCUCUACCGCACAGACUUCUUUCCUGGCCUGGGCUGGCUGCUGUUGGCUGAGCUCUGGGCCGAGCUGGAGCCCAAGUGGCCCAGGGCCUUCUGGGAUGAUUGGAUGCGCAGGCCUGAGCAGCGGCAGGGCCGGGCCUGUGUGCGACCUGAAAUCUCCAGAACGAUGACCUUUGGCCGCAAGGGUGUAAGCCACGGGCAGUUCUUUGACCAGCACCUCAAGUUCAUCAAACUGAACCAGCACUUCGUGCCCUUCACCCAGCUGGAUCUCUCAUAUCUGCGGCAGGAGACCUAUGACCGAGAUUUCCUUGCCCGUGUCUAUGGGGCUCCCCUGCUGCAGGUGGAGAAAGUGAGGACCAGUGAGCAGAACGAGCUGGGGGAGGUGCGGGUGCAGUACACAGGCAGGGACAGCUUCAAGGCCUUUGCCAAAGCCCUGGGCGUCAUGGAUGACCUCAAGUCUGGUGUUCCCAGGGCUGGCUACCGGGGCAUUGUCAGCUUCCUAUUCCGGGGCCGCCGUGUCCACCUGGCUCCCCCACAGACCUGGGAUGGCUAUGAUCCUAGCUGGAAUUAGCGGUGCCUGUUCCUCCUGGGCUCCUUCCUUGCCAUAUCAUGGGAUGAGAUGGGACCGUGUCCUUAGGCUGCAUCGCCCUCUCUGUGUGUCUCUCUUGGGUACAUUUAUCUUUUUUUUUCUUUUUUUCUUCUUUUUUUGAGUGGCAUUCAGAAGCACAGAGGAUAAGGUGAGGGUUAUUCUCCCAUUCUCAAGGGGGGUGGAUCACAUCAGGGGAAACUUCCUGGGAUAUGUCGAGCAGUAUUAAGCAAGAAACCACCGUGUGGUAGGGGAGAGACUUGGGCAUGUUGGAGCCAUAGACUUCCAUGUUCCAGGUUUUCUCCUAGAGCAUCUGCAGAGAGGUGAGCAACUUUAGUUCUCUUGACCAGCUCUCUUUCCCCUGUCCCGGCUCUUCCAGCCAGGGUGUGAGCUCACCUCCUAUACCUGCUCCCCACCCCUACCUUCCCCCAAUUUGAGGGGUUGCUGGGUUAUUUGAAAAGGGGACUUAUCUGUGGCCAAAAUGAAACUAACCAAAGGGGUUUCAUCAUCAGAGUCUGGGUGGAGCUGUUAGGCUUUCAGGGUUUACUGCCACCUACUCUUAUUUCUCUUCUACCCUUCUCCUUAUCCCUGACCUCCUUUCUGCUCUUCUUUCCUUGCAGCUUAACAAUUUGUGAUUCUAAGAUGAGAAGUUGAAGGGGGAAAGCAAGACGUCUCCUCAGUUUGUCUGCAGAAGUUGGGGGAAAGGUGGUAGGGGGAAAGCCUUGGUGUGCUGGGACAUACCUCCCUCAUCCUGCCUCAAAGAAACAGACUCUGUUCCUGGAUCCUGACCUUUCUAGAAAUUGAUCCCUUCCCUUUUGCUCUAGGAGGUUCAUGCUGGCUUUGUGGAAGAGAGAUUAGCUCCUUGUGUCCCUUUUCCCCUGGGGUUUGGUGCACAGGCUCCUCCCUAAAGGUUGUGGUUUCUGGUGGCCUUCCCAGGGUGAGGUAGAACAGCCAAGACAGGAUGGCUCCUGCCUCCCUCCGCUGUCUCCGGGGCAUAUCCUUAUCUGCUCAGAUUAGGAUGAGGAUGGCAAGUUGGAGAGCAAUGUGUGUGUUUUUGCUUCUGGCCUGACCUCGGUUCAUGGAAGAAAGUUGAAGCUACAGAAUUAUUUUCAAAAAUAAAGGCUAAAUUGUCCGAAAAA
This is a messenger RNA of Panthera uncia (snow leopard), 7995 nucleotides long. It is a transcript of the gene MGAT1, whose product is annotated as alpha-1,3-mannosyl-glycoprotein 2-beta-N-acetylglucosaminyltransferase. Gene Ontology annotation, molecular function: alpha-1,3-mannosylglycoprotein 2-beta-N-acetylglucosaminyltransferase activity. The record is from RefSeq and is a predicted model, not a curated record. Gene Ontology annotation, biological process: protein N-linked glycosylation. The transcript is spliced from 2 exons. Bases 5498 to 6841 code for a protein of 447 amino acids. Gene Ontology annotation, cellular component: Golgi apparatus. NCBI's taxonomy places the organism in Eukaryota, Metazoa, Chordata, Mammalia, Carnivora, Felidae.